Messenger RNA from Morchella sextelata, 273 nucleotides. RefSeq lists its product as uncharacterized. The transcript is spliced from 5 exons. The record is from RefSeq and is a predicted model, not a curated record. Lineage: Eukaryota; Fungi; Ascomycota; Pezizomycetes; Pezizales; Morchellaceae. Bases 1 to 273 code for a protein of 90 amino acids.
AUGGGGGAAUGUUUUGCGGCUUUUCUGGGACAAUGUGUUAAACUUUCAGGCGACCAUGGAGCUGAUAGUCAGCCAAGGCAAAUGGGUCGACAUUCUUUUCCUUUAGCCGGUUAUCUGCACUUAGGAUGUGCAUUUAGGGAGGGCGGAAGAAGAGACCUUUGGUUGGGCGGGUUGGUGUUGAGGAGUGUGAGUAGUGGAGUAGUGGUCUCACAAACCUAUAAUUUGACAUACGAACAUACAUCCAUCGUAACCAACCAUACGCCACUGGCAUAA